Messenger RNA from Amoebophrya sp. A120, 4470 nucleotides. Lineage: Eukaryota; Dinophyceae; Syndiniales; Amoebophryaceae. The record is from the annotation of a GenBank genome assembly.
UUUUGUUCCGCAGCGACAUAUAUAUUAAACGUUCUUUUUUUUUCACAUAUAUAUAACUAGCGUCAUUGCUCCUUGUUUGUUGUGUGAAUUAGAUUAUGUGUGUGCCAAGGAGCUAUAUUGUGUGUAAGAACUAAGCACAAAGCAACAGCAAAACAAUGAGACUGGAGGACAAAAAACGUAUACAUAGGUAUUAUAGUCUCGAUAGUGAAGGUUUUUUAAAUCUAGCACUAGGCAGAAGAAACUAAAGCCCGCCAGCACUAAGUACGAAGCGGCCAUAGCAUGGGUAUACCGCAGUACCUCUCCUGGCUGCAGCGGGCGUUUCCGAAUGCCUUUCAGCAGCACCCGCCCAGGAAGCAAAACCUCCCGGUGGAGCACGUCUACAUUGAUCUGAAUUGUUACUUCCACAAUGUGGUGAAGCGGGCCAACAGUCCGGAGCAGCUAGUCGGGCUGAUCCAACGCGAGAUCGACGGGUUACUAAACAACUUCGCGCCCCAGUAUCUGAAGAGCGUUUUCCUUGCCGUAGAUGGACCGGCGUCCCAGGCAAAAAUGCUUACCCAGCGAAUUCGCAGGAGGUUUCAUUUUCUGCAACGAGACGAUUUUUAAAGUAGACCGAAGACCUGACCUCCUGUACAACUUCGCGUAGUAGAUUCCUGGCUGCACUUUGCGUUUUAGUUUUUUAUUGUCCGUGAUAACAAAUGGAUGCGUUGGCCUUUUUUUGUUGUUUCGACGUUCGCGUGAUGAGCACAGAGUCUUUCUAACCCAUGUCUGCUGACCACAGUAAUGGAGAAAAAAACUUGUCUGCGUGUGUCCUGACCUGUUCCAGUUGUGUACCCUCACCCGUAACGAUUACUCAAAAUACCGGCGAACGAAGCAAGUUCUAGUCCUCGGAAGUUGCAGCUCAACAAUCUGUUGAUGAUCUCGACCUCGUGCUGCAACCCUUCUUGCAUAUCACAUCAUCCUCGCGCACGUGCUGUUUCUGCUGCUGCUGCAACAAAUAAAGAUACCCAACGACCAAAUACACAGGAAAAAGCAGAGCAGCUCAUUGUCCAUCGGCUUGAGUCCCGGAACGACUUUGAUGAGAUUGUUAUGUGAUCGCCUACCAGCAUACUGCGAAAACGUUGCGAAAAAGCGGAAAAUCGAUGUCGUAUUCAGCGACGGGUAAUGGAUUUAUGUUUGAUAUUGAUAGAUUAUUUUUGCAUUUCUGUUUUUCAUUCUGUGCAAUGAAGAGGCUCUUAUUCUUAUUAUAUCUUUCCGCGUUUUAAGCCCGAACUGAACAUACGCAAUUCUUUUCUUCAUCGAAAAUAAAAAAGGUUUGUGCCGGGUGAGGGGGAGCACAAAAUUAUCGAGGCGAUUAUGCGAAACGACAUUCCCACCCGGUCGGGUCACGCCAAGCACUGCGUCGUUGGCUCCGACUCUGACCUGUUUCUCAUCAUGCUAGGUACAACAUCUCUUGAUAUUUUUACAGCUACAAUGUUUGCAUACGAAUCGCCCCCACGACAAGAUCUACAUGACUGAAACGGCACUCCCCGUCCUCCCCCCGACAAGACUACAUUAUUUUUACAAAAAACACUAUCAUCACCGAAGAGCAUUCGCGUUUUUCUUCUAUUUUGAAUCCAUCACACUACAGGGGCUGACGCAAAUUGUGUGUACGUGUGGGACGGCGAUUGUAGACCGGGGCUCGUGUGGACCAGAAACACGAUGCUGAAGGGUAUUUUAAGCGCCUUCCCGCCCAAGGCCCUCCAGUCCAAUUCCGAUGCCGAAAUGGCCAUCCGCACGGAUUUCUCCCUCCUUUCCCUGCUCAAGGGGGACGACUACCUGCCGCCUUUGAUCAGCUUUGAAACCGCCUUCCGGACGUACGACAAGAUCGUGAAACAGGCCUGCCAGACGCAGCCGGUUGCCCAGUGGGCCAUCGUGGCCAAGCGCAACGUCGCCAUUCGCGAUCUGCAAAGCGACGACCAGGACGACUUUAACUUCAUGCGGGACUACGGCGACGCUGCCGACUUGGUGGUCGCCCAGCACUCGUUCCGCCCCACUUUGACGCUCGCGCGGUGCGUCGCCGACGAGAAAAUGAUGCCCGAGUCGCAAUUUCGUUCGGUCUACGGGAAGCCCGCUAAAUUUCCCGAGAACGAAGUGACGGCACUGAAAAACUACUACCGGGGUAUUCUGUGGGUGUUGGACAUCUACCGAAACGGCCGCGCCCUCGACUACCAUUUUGUCUACAAACUGGGCAACGCCAAACUGGACGGCCGGUGGGCGGCCAUGUGGAUGGUGCACCACCAAAACACGGAAUUCACCCAGUUGCGCGGACCCGUCAACAAAAACGACCCCGCAACCGGCGGCGCCAUUUGCCCGACCACAGCGACCCUGUGCCUCAUCCCGGUCUCGAGCCUCAAGGGCGUUUUUACAAAGGAAAACUUCAACGUGAUCGAGGAUUUAGUGCAACCCGACAGCGAAUUUCUCGGGCCGGUGGUCAGCUUCGAGGACGACUCGCAGUUGGACAGACUGAAGAAAACACUGGUCGCAGCGCAGAAGGCCUUCGACGCGAGGACGCAACAAUUGAAGGUUUGAUGUAGUUGUCUUUGGUACUAUUUGUUGGAUCGGAACGCAGACUAGUAUCGUGACUGUGUUUCUUUCCCUACUUACUUAGUUAUUUCCUGCUUUAUCUACAAAAAUAGUACAACAAGCCUCAAGCCUGUGUAGCGAAAGCGUCGACUAGCGUGCUCUACUGCUAACGAGCCAAUUGUGCUGUCGUCUCUUGCAUCUUCUGUAACAGGAUUGUUGAGUAAAUAUUUCCCCCACUAGCACUACUAGCUUUGUACACGUCUACAUCAGGAGCAAAACGUGGAGAAGAAGCACGACAGCGAGUGGAAUAAGCUGAAGCAGGCCCUGGUAACCGCCCAAGGGGCGUACGCGGCCCGGCGUACGGACUUUGUCACCGCGGACAUUGACGACGUGGACGUCUCCCUGUUGGACCAAGAGGUGCGGAGUCGCUUUGUGCGGGGGGAGAACAGCGAGGACCGCGCGUGGCUGUCCGUGUACCAGCAGGGUACGGGUGCGCGUUCCGAAAUUCGCAGUCGGGACGGCGUCCCCGAACUGGUUGUCGAUUACGAUGCGGAGGAGGAGCAAGACGAGCCGAUGGUCAACGUGGACUUGCUCGACAGCGUCAUUAACCUCACCGCGACAUCAGGACCGCCGCCGGGUGCGGCGAAGCUCAAACCGUUCCCGGGUAGAAUGAACCCGCUGCGACCCCUUCCGGGCAAAGCCUCCGACAUUCUCUCCUCGUCGCCGUCGGAAGUUGUAGACGGUCCCGUGGAGCCCAGUCAGAAGCGGGCUAAGACCACAGCUUCUGGGGGAGGUUCAUCUUCCGCGGCCCCGGCGGUUUCAUCUGCAAACAACCCGUUUGCCGCUGGGUGGAGCAGCUCGAAAGGGAAUGAUAACCCGUUCGACCACCAUGUUAACGACCACGACAACGAGGAGGAAAGCUAUCACGACGACCACGACGACGACAUGCAGGAACACGUUCUCGAGACGGUCGGCAAAGACGUUCCGGAGGACGAGGCCGCGCGCAUUCGGGAGCGAAAUCGCUUGCGCAACUUGAAAAACAAAGAAAAGAAGAAACGCAAAAAUGCCGAAAAGCGCGCUCUAGUAGAAGGUGGCGCAGGAGACGUCAGUGUAACUUCCAACCUUGUAGCUCCCUCUGCUGCGCCUAGUACGAGGCGGCUACAGGUUCCGGGGACCACGACGGGACGAGCGCAGGAGUACCAAGUGUCGGAACCGCCACAGCACCAGAGGAACAACCCGUUUGCAUCUUCGGACAACCCCUUCAGGAGGUCGGUGCCGCGAAAUGACGACGCAGAUGACGAGCGCGGACCCCCGAUCAGGCCGCCAGGAGGGGGAAGUAGUACGCUCAAGAGGGGAGCGGCCGCAAUACAACCGGGAGGAAGUGACUAUCAAGACGCCAAAAAAACACGGCUGCAACCACUUCCGGGGCGGGGCGGCCCGCAAGGUGGCGGACCGCAGCAUCAAACCGGUGGGCCAAGUGCGCUAAAGGUUCCACAGGUGAACUACCACCGAGGGGGCGGCUUCGCCCCGAGCCAGCGGACCGAGUCAAGAACAGGUCCUCCGUCCAGAUUGCAGGUUCCCGACCACGCGUCGGGUGGCAACAAAGGCAGCUUGUUCAGUCAACGUGGCCCCCCGCGGCCAAACGGCAAAGACAAUCAGCCUCCAUCGAAGAGAGGCCUGACGCCGUUACCCACAUCUGGUGGCAGACCGCAGGCACCGAGCAACCCGUUCGGUUAAGCACACAGCCGUUCUCGGAAGAACAACAGAUACUUUCUUGAUGUUGUAUCGUGCCCAUGCCGAGCAUUACAGUUUCACUUGUGUGUGGCUUCCGCACAAAAUUUUUGAAGUUAUCCACAGUUUACCGUUAGUUUGUAUCAGCCGUGUAUCUCGUGACAGUGUCAACAGUCG